This is a messenger RNA of Chaetomium globosum CBS 148.51, 1827 nucleotides long. RefSeq lists its product as uncharacterized. The record is from RefSeq and is a predicted model, not a curated record. The coding region runs from base 1 to 1827 and encodes 608 amino acids. NCBI's taxonomy places the organism in Eukaryota, Fungi, Ascomycota, Sordariomycetes, Sordariales, Chaetomiaceae. The transcript has a single exon.
AUGACUUUAGACGAGGAGGGCGAUUUUCUCGUAGCCAUUCGCCGCCACAAGACCAGGAGCGUUGUUCCGUCACAGGGGGUUGUAAAACCAUUCUUAUCUAUUCCACAAAGGACUCACGCUGCCGAUACAUCACCCAAUCGGGCCGGGAACAGACCGCCGGCGGAGCUUCCGCUCCCCAACAGCUUGGGAAACAACGGGGCAAAACCGGCGACCAUUUCACAGGAACCAUUCGGUCUUAGAAGGAGUAACUUCCUCGUAAGGUACGACUACUCCGGUAAGAAACGAGAUAGUCCAAAAGCCGUCAGACCAAACACCAUCGGUAGCCUUCACAAAGAGCCUGAUAAAACAUCAAAACACACGCGCAAGAUUCCCUCGCCGGAGGUUAUCGACCUUACUGGGAUCCCAGACAACCCGAACAGCCCGGAUAACUAUCUCGCCCCCUCGAGCCGAAAAGCCAAAAGACGCCAUCUCGAUGACCACGGCCGCGAGAAGCGGCACAAGUCCCAGCGCUCGUCUUUGGAAAGGCAGAAGGCCAGACGUUUGCGGAAAGAUGGUGGCACCUCAGUCUCCCGCUCGUCAGCCUCACACCGAAGUAAGGGGUCGUCGCGGCAUCAACACCGACACCGCCGGGAUGAGGGUGCAAAACCUAAGGGUCAGGAUCAGGGACAGAAAACAAGCAGUCAACAACCAUUGCCAACACCCCGCCACCAGCCCAGCCAACAACAACCACGUCCCCCGCUACCCCAAGGUUUAGCCCAGAGGAGCCAGCAAAGCUCCCUACAUACCCAACUUAGCCAACGCAGCGAUAUUAACACGGCCGGCCAAAAGAAAGAGCCCAUCAACGCCAUGAAGAAUCGACAGGCUCAGGCCACCGGCGCUAACUUGCCCGCCACCAACCAGGAAGACGAUGUCCAAUUGUUCCGGGCUUGUGCAUCUAAGAUACCCGAAAAACGAAGCGCCCAAUUUGUCUCGGGUCUGCCAAACGGCGGUAACAGGAACCUGGAACAGAAUGACCCCCGCGUAGCAAGCCAAAGAAGCGAACCUCUUGCGUCCCCUCAACCGGCUAGCCGUCCACCUCAAGUGCGUCCAGCACCCGUGGCCAACCGCCAGAUAGACCAACCUUACAUCCCCUUAGGACCGGCAAGGGGACGGAAUCGCCAAAUCAGCAAUCUAGGCCAGUCGAGGAACAUCUUCCAACCCAAGCCCACGCCCCGUCAAUCCCAGUACAACCAACUUUUGGACCAAGUCAUGGCCCCACCUGGCCCUCCCCCCUUUUCUCAGCCAUCCUUGAGCCAUCCCCAGCCACGAGCUUUGACAUAUCUCCCUCCCUGCCGCGUUCAACAGCAGCGAUCUUUCCAUGACGACUCCCCACAGCCGGCCAUCCCACCGCGCGAAUCAGUAUCAGCACUCGAAGCACUAGGCUCAGACCGUACAGUAAUCCAAUACGUAGUCUACCGCACGCCGCGCUUCACGGUCCCCUCCGGCAACACCGACGAAGACGAAGACCAAGACCAAGAACAGCUCAUCGAGAAGAUAAAGCAGUCCAAAGCCAUCCGAUGCAGCGAGCACUUUUCCCUGCAAGCGGCCAACUCGCAGGCGGCCGCGUACCAAGACCGGCCGCGCAAGGGCGUCGUGGGGAAGAGCUGGGCCAUGGUCCCCGCCAACUCAUCUCCAUCUCUCACCACCACCUCCCCCACCUCUCUCCCCAACGCAACCCAACCCCACACCGGCACUCAACCCAAUCAAGAACUCGGACGAACCCCUUCAAUUUCGACGCUAAUGAACCGCGUGUCCUGCGCUGUGCCAAUAUUUGUUAAACCCGUAUAA